Geosmithia morbida is the source of this 1764-nucleotide messenger RNA. RefSeq lists its product as uncharacterized. The record is from RefSeq and is a predicted model, not a curated record. NCBI's taxonomy places the organism in Eukaryota, Fungi, Ascomycota, Sordariomycetes, Hypocreales, Bionectriaceae. Bases 1 to 1764 code for a protein of 587 amino acids. The transcript has 3 exons.
AUGGUUGCCCACCAGCCAUGGAUGUACAGCGCUGAGCCGCAGGAGGACUCGCGAUUCCCAGGCAAAUCGUUUGAUCCCAAGGCGGUCACCAGAGCCAGCUGGCAGGCGAAGCCCAAGAAGCCCAGGCAAAACGGGACUCUUCUGUCCUUCAACAAGCAUCCCGACCAUGGAUCGCCGAACGCCAUCGAGAGACUCUUUGCAUCUAACAUGCAUUCCAGCGCUCACGCGGUACUCACCUAUAACCCGAGUGCGGCCAACCCAAUGGGCCCUCGCACAAAGAACUGGAUCAAGCGACUACGUUGGAUACAGCUAGCGCUCCGCGUCCUCGAACUCAACGGUGCCAUAGGGAUCCUUGGGUUGAUGGUGCUCUUGACUGAGCAGAACCUGGUCAAAGGUUGGAUCAUGAAGAUCGGGCUUGGAAUCGUCAUUUUCAACUCCAUCUAUGCGAUCUACCACCUAUCCCGCAAUGCGGCGGGCCGAACGCCUGCGUCGUCGGCGGCCUAUCACAUGUACUCGGCUGUUACUGAUCUCGUCACCCUGGGGCUCUAUGCGUUUAGCGCCUUCACCACACACCACGACUCGCCAAAGUGGAAGAACCGGAUUCCUCUCCACGAGGAGCUCACCGACUACUUCGUCCCGGCCGCCUAUUACACAAUGGUUGGAGCCGGAGCUCUUCAUGUCCCAUCGCUUGGUCUGGCUCUGUGGCUUUCAUGGGCAUUCAAGAAAAUCAGUAGGCUGCCUCCGGACAUGAACCCUCUCGAGGACCACCUGACGGCCCGACCGAAGCAUAAGUGGAACAAACUGUCCACCUCCACAACUGCGAGCUCGAGUGACACCGCUAGCAAGAUCUCGGGCAGUCACCCCGGCCCCGAGAUGUCAUCUGCACGAACCUCCGUCCCGUUCAUGCACACGCGCGAAGGCUCCCAUAUUUCCCUGGGUGCCAACGCCCAAUGGAACCUCCCGAGUCGUCAGUACCAGAUCGUCCCUGGAAACUCAUCGCCUCGAAACUCGGCCAUGUCUGCGCAGUCGGCCCGCAGCUCCCGCCCCCCGCCCCCGACUCGCGGCUCGUAUGCCAGUCUCCCCUUGAACAAUGGCAGCUCGGCGGUGUAUGGGCGCGACAGCAUUGACAUUGGUCAUAUGGGCCAGGAAACGAGGGGACCGCGGAUGUCGACAGACUCCCCUGCUUCUCGGGAGAACCAGCGUGGUAGCAAGCAGAGCAAUGGAGACGGAUCGUAUGCAGCAUUGACGUCGCAAUACGCCCUAGAUGACUCUUCCGACUCUGAAUGCGACGAUGAGAACUACCUGGCUGGCGGAACCUACCCGAACCCGCUUGCUUCUCACCCACCCCGAGCCUCAAGGCCCAUAUCCCAGCCAUCAAUCCAAGGAAUGAAUACCGCACAGAAGUCGAAUGAGCUUGGUGAGGUAAGUGCAAGUGGCAGGCCUGUAUCAGAGACAAGGGACAUUGCCGAUGCCAAGGCGCCUAAGGUUGGUGCGUGGCAGCAGCAGCAGCAACGUCAAAGGGAUAGCUCCAUCCAGCCAGAUACUGGCUUUUACUCAAAGCCCUAUGGGAACCUCAGACCCUCUGUUCCCCCAGUCAUGAUUGGAAGCAAUGAUCGCAAGGUCUCAUCCGGAAACGACUAUGGCGCCAUCCAUCCUUCGUCGGCGCCGUACGAGCGACGCAAUGUUAGCGGAAAGAUUGCGGAGGAAGGACUAGCAGGAAACAAGGCCUCUCAGUAUGGAGGCCACACGGGCCGUAAUUACUAA